UCACCUGAGAGGAAUUAGGAAAUAGAGUUUGUUCCAGACAGGUGUCAGACACACAGACGGACAAACAAAGGAUCAGAUUCACCUUCAGACCAAACACAGUCCAACUACAGGAGAGAAAAGAGGAAAAUCAGACACGGCUGCUUCGACCUGCUGACAUUCAACACACUGAAUACUAAAUGGCUUCCAGAUCAGAGGAAGAUUACUGCUGUCCAGUCUGCCAGGAUGUCUACAGAGAUCCUGUUGUUCUGUCCUGCAGCCACAGCUUCUGUAAAGUCUGUCUGCAGAACUGGUGGAGAGAGAAACCCAUCAGGGAGUGUCCAGUUUGUAAGAGAAGAUCCUUAAAACGACCACCCUGUAAUCUGGCCUUAAGGAAUGUCUGUGAGUCGUUCUUACAACAGAGAAAUCAGACAGAUUCAGAGUCUGUCUGCAGUCUGCACUCAGAGAAACUCAAACUCUUCUGUCUGGAUCAUCAGCAGCCAGUUUGUCUCAUCUGCAGAGACUCAAAAAUACACAAUGACCACAGAUUCAGACCCAUCGAUGAAGCUGCUCAGGAUCUCAGAGAGAAGCUCCAGAACUCCUUAAAACCCUUAAAGGACAAGUUACAGUCUUUAAAUGAAGUGAAAGAGGAGUUUGGUGGAACAGCAGAACACAUUGAGGUCCAGGCCCGACACACAGAGAGGCAGAUUAAGGAGCAGUUUAAGAAGCUCCACCAGUUUCUCCAAGAGGAAGAGGAGUCCAGGAUCAGAGCUCUGAGGGAGGAAGAGGAGCAGAAGAGUCAGAGGAUGAAGGAGAAGAUGGAGGCUGUGAGCAGAGAGAUAGCAGCUCUGUCACAAACAAUCCGAGCCACAGAGGACGAGCUGAGAGCUGAACACGUCUCAUUCCUGCACAAAUACAAGGCUGCAGUGGAAAGAGUGCAGCAGCGCCUCCUGCUGGAGGAUCCACAGCUGGGCUCAGGAGCUCUGAUAGACCAGGCCAAACAUCUGGGCAACCUGAGCUUCAACAUCUGGAACAACAUGAAGGACAUGGUCUCCUACACUCCUCUGGUUCUGGACCCAAACUCUGCAGGUUCAAACCUCAUCCUGUCUGAAGAUCUGACUGAGGUGAGAGAAGGAGAUGAACAGAAGCUUCCACAGAAUCCAGAGAGGUUUAUGUACACAGUCCUGGGCUCUGAGGGUUUUAACUCUGGGACUCACAGCUGGGAGGUCGACGUCACAGACAAUGAGGACUGGAUUUUGGGUGUAAGAACAAAGUCUGACCAGGGGCUAAAAGAUCAGGAUGAAAGGUGGGGGAUCAAGUUCGUCAGUGGUAAAUACUAUAUACCAUCAUCAUCAGGUGAACCCAGUGUUCUCCCAGUUCAUAAAGUGUUUCAGAGGAUCAGAGUGAAUCUGGACUUUGACAGAGGAACACUGUCCUUCUCUGAUCCUGAUACAAACACACACAUUCACACCUACACACACACUUUCACUGGAAAAACACUGUUUCCAUAUAUUUAUACUUUUGACCCAAACCCAGUGAAGAUUUCACCUCUGAAGGUCUGUGUGACAGUGAAACAGCUCAAGUACAGAUGAAGAUGAUGAUGUUAAGUCUCUUUUCUUGAAUAACAACAGAAUAUAAAUGUACACAGUGACUGAAGUUGUGAUUGUUCAGUGGAUCAAUAAUGGACAGUCAGAGGAGAGUUUUACAGUUUCCACAGGUCUAUUUGUGUUUCGAAUGCUGCACUGUGGAGCUGAUCAGUAAACUAGACACACUUAUUUAACCCUUUAACCCCUGACGUGUCUGUGGUGAGCAUUCUGAAUGUAUGAUUUAAUUUAAAUAUUCCUAAAAAUUCAACCUUUUGCUCAGUAGGAAAC
Messenger RNA from Sphaeramia orbicularis (orbiculate cardinalfish), 1850 nucleotides. RefSeq names its product tripartite motif-containing protein 35-like. Gene Ontology annotation, molecular function: zinc ion binding; protein binding. The transcript is spliced from 2 exons. Lineage: Eukaryota; Metazoa; Chordata; Actinopteri; Kurtiformes; Apogonidae. Bases 177 to 1568 code for a protein of 463 amino acids. The record is from RefSeq and is a predicted model, not a curated record.